AUGGGGGAAUCGCAUCUUGAUGAUCAUACUUUGGCCAUUGAAACUUCACACUUAACAUAUAAGUUCUCAUCUUCAAAUACUGUGGGACUAGAGGAUAUAAACUUGCAAAUUCCUUGGGGAACAACUAAUCUUUUAGUUGGGCCAAAUGGUGCUGGUAAAUCUACUCUUUUGAAAAUAUUAGCUGGAAAGACGUUAAUCAAAAAGGGAUCUUUGAAGUUGGGUGGAUUUGAUCCUUUUGAGUUUUCAUCAACUAGGCAUGAACAGCAUAACUCGGAUAUUAAUAAUUUUAUCACCUAUUUAGGUACUGAUUGGGCAGCUAAUUCGGUAGUCAAAAGAGACAUCCCUGUUAAGAUUUUGAUUGCAUCAAUUGGUGGAGAAACUUAUACUGCAAGAAGGGACGAAUUGAUAGAUAUUCUUGAUGUUGAUCCGGACUGGAGUAUGAUGAAAAUAUCGGAUGGAGAACGGAGGAGAGUACAAAUCUGCAUGGGGCUUCUUAAACCAUGGAGGUUAUUACUACUCGAUGAGGUCACUAUAGAUUUAGAUGUUGUGGUUAGACUGAAAUUAUUAGAAUACUUGAAGAAAGAAUGUUCGGAGAGAAAAUGCUGUGUUGUGUAUGCUACCCACAUCUUUGAUGGUUUGGGUAAGAAAUGGUGUGAUAGAAUUAUACACUUGAAUGCUGGCUCUAAAGUAAAUGAUAUUGCAAUGGAGGAUAUUAGUUUCCAAAUCACUGAAGACAACAAAGUACUGGUUAAUGAUUCCAACAUAAAAGUGCCUUUUGCUGAAUCCUUACACCCUUUGGCGUUACAUUGGUUGGCAGCGGACCUACGUGAACGAGGUUCAAGGGAAGAUCAAAAGAUUAAAAAUGCAGAGCGACUCAAUGGAUGGAAUAAUUCGAGGGAUGGAAACUACUUUGAUGCUAAUGAAUCAAAACUUUCAAGUUAUUUCAAAGCUACUAGAAGUUAUGAAUAA
Priceomyces carsonii is the source of this 969-nucleotide messenger RNA. RefSeq names its product putative ATP-binding cassette family ATPase (gene CAF16). NCBI's taxonomy places the organism in Eukaryota, Fungi, Ascomycota, Pichiomycetes, Serinales, Debaryomycetaceae. The coding region runs from base 1 to 969 and encodes 322 amino acids. Gene Ontology annotation, molecular function: ATP hydrolysis activity; ATP binding. The record is from RefSeq and is a predicted model, not a curated record. The transcript has a single exon.